Molecule: messenger RNA, 1288 nt
Organism: Caenorhabditis angaria
Lineage: Eukaryota; Metazoa; Nematoda; Chromadorea; Rhabditida; Rhabditidae
Source: the annotation of a GenBank genome assembly
AUGUCAUUCUUCCCGAGUACGGUGUUUCUGCUAGUCGCUGCGAGACCCAUAUGUGCGUCUUUGACUUCGUUUCUCUGCCCAAUGGGGUGUUCUCGAAACGAUGUUAGUGACGCAGAGGAAUACCGUACUUGGGGAAAUUGGGAUUUGAAUUUCGGGCCUCUCUUUUUUUGCCAAUUUUUUUCACUUUGAUAAUAAUCGAAUAAUGAGAAAUUUUAAAGAUCAAAAAAUUUUAAAAUAUUUUUUAAACAGUAAAAUUUUCGUAGAAAUUUCCAAAUGAUUUAUAAAUCUUGUGCUGAAGCAGUCAAAUUUAUUUUAAAUCUUUCAUCUUGUGAAAUUGAAAUUUUUCAAAGACCAAAAAACCAUGAAAAUUCUUUGAAACAGUAAAAUUUUCGUAGAAAUUUCAAAUGAUUUAAAAAUUUUGUGAAACAGUACAUUUUUAGAAGUUUUUCCGAUUUUGAUGGAAAUUUUCAACAGUUAUAGUUGACGCAAUGAAUUUUCAAAAACUCCCAAAAAUUAUGAAUUAUUGUUGAAACGUAAAAUUUUCAGCAAAUUUUUUUUCUGAAACAGUCAAAUUUCUUGUAAUUGAAAUUUUUCAAAUACCAAAAAUCAUGAAAAUUCUUUGAAACAGUAGAUUUUUAAAAUUUGGAACUAUCUAGAAAUUUUUUGUAAAAAAUCAAAAAAUUAUAAUAAAAAAUUUUAAAACAGUGAAUUUUUCAAACCCCUGAUAUCAUGUAGAAACAAAAUGUAAACUAGUUUUUCCCCCAACAAUAAAUGAUGAUAAUUCUCGCGAAACAAAAAUCUAUUUACCUUUCCACUUUAUCUUUUGAUUUUUGCUCUUCUGAAACACAAAGUGCAAAAAACUUCCGGGAAAAAAAUUGAAAAUUUAACGCCAUUUCCAAAUUCCACGUUUAUUUUUACAGUAGGACAUUACGAACGAAUCCGAAGUCCAAAUGUGAAAUUCCGUGUCGGCGACAUUGUUUAUCACAAAAUCCUUGGCUAUCGAGCUGUUAUAAUUGGGUGGGAUGAGAAAGCAAUGGCACCAAAAGAAUUCAUUCAACAAGUGCAUCGCGGAAAAUCCGAAUGGACAAAUAAUCCGAAUUAUGCGGUUGCAAUUGAUUUGCGCGAUCGAAUGAAUCCACAAAUUGGAUAUGUUGUGCAGGAGAAUUUGGAAUUGUCGAAGGGAAGGGUUUUGCAGAUUAUUACGGCCAAGUAUUUUGAGAAGUUUGACGAGCAUCGGAAUCGAUAUGUUAUGCGACCUUUUAUGCGCGAGUUUUAUCCGGAUGAUUGA